Molecule: messenger RNA, 5541 nt
Organism: Cynoglossus semilaevis (tongue sole)
Lineage: Eukaryota; Metazoa; Chordata; Actinopteri; Pleuronectiformes; Cynoglossidae
Gene: glg1a
Product: golgi glycoprotein 1a
Exons: 25
Coding region: 55-3489 (1144 amino acids)
Cellular component (GO): Golgi membrane
Molecular function (GO): fibroblast growth factor binding
Source: RefSeq, a predicted model, not a curated record
UAGCAUAUAUCCCAUUACGCCUGAACGCAGCACAGAUAGCCAGGCUCCGUGAAGAUGGCGGACUGUAUACGUGUUCCUCUACUGCUGCUGUUGAUGUACAUCUUAUCACCUUUGGUUCCAACUCGAGCGGAUAACAACGCUGUCCCCAGAUUUGCGGAGAAUGCAGAUAACCCACAGAAUCUCCCCGGGGGUUUGGCACCGGCUGCGGUGAACCCGGGAGCCGCUGAGAAGAACCUGGGAGCAAGGGCCUCGCUGCCUCGGAGACGCUCUGCCGGUUGGAAGUUGGCAGAGGAGGCGGUAUGCAGAGAGGACCUCAGCCGGCUUUGUCCCAAGCAUUCCUGGAACAACAACCUAGCGGUGCUGGAGUGUCUCCAGGACAGGAAAGAGGACACAGAGAUUGCAACUGAAUGCAACCAUCUGCUGUGGAACUACAAGCUGAAUCUGACCACUGACCCAAAGUUUGAGUCGGUUGCUGUGGAGGUCUGCAAGACAACCAUCCCUGAGAUUAAAGAAUGUGCAGCAGAGGAACUUGGGAAAGGUUACCUGGUGUCCUGUCUGGUGGAUCACCGCAGUAACAUCACUGACUAUCAGUGCAACCAGUACAUCACCAAAAUGACCACCAUCAUCUUCAGCGACUACCGAUUCAUCUGUGGCUUCAUGGACAAAUGUCGGGAGGACGUAAACGUGCUGCACUGUGGCAGCGUCAUAAUUUUUUUCAAGGACAUCCACUCUCAGGGCGAGGUUAUUGCCUGUCUUGAGAAAGGUCUUGUGCGGGAGGCAGAGGAGCAGCCAGGAGCUCACUCCAUCAAAGAAGACUGUAAGAAGGCCAUCAUGAGAGUGGCCGAGCUUUCGUCUGAUGACUUCCACCUGGACCGCUACCUUUACUUCGCCUGCCGCGAGGAUCGGGAACGCUUCUGUGAAAAUAUACUGGCUGGGGAAGGACGGGUUUACAAAUGUCUAUUUAAUCACAAGUUUGAAGAAGCCAUGACUGAGAGGUGUCGCGAGGCUCUGACCACCAGGCAGAAGUUAAUCGCGCAGGACUACAAGGUGAGCUAUUCGCUUGCCAAAGCCUGCAAAUCAGACCUGAGAAAGUACCACUGCAGCGUGGACAGCACCAUGCCACGGGCGAGAGAAGCUCGUCUGUCCUACCUGCUGCUUUGUCUGGAGUCGGCCGUUCAUCGAGGCCGUGUUGUUAGUGGAGAGUGUCAGGGCGAGAUGAUGGAUUACAGACGGAUGCUGAUGGAGGACUUUUCUCUGAGUCCCGAGAUUGUGCUGCACUGUCGCGGCGAGAUUGAGAAUCAUUGCUCUGGUCUGCACCGCAAAGGUCGAACACUGCACUGCCUGAUGAGGGUCGGCCGAGGGGACAUGAGGGGGAUUGAGCCCAACUGUCAGAAGGCACUCCACACUCUGCUCCAGGAAGCAGAUCCCGGAGCAGACUACCGCAUCGAUCGAGCCCUAAACGAGGCCUGUGAGUCUGUCAUCCAGACUGCCUGCAAACACAUCCGCAGCGGAGACCCUAUGAUCUUGUCAUGUCUGAUGGAGCACUUGUACACUGAGAAGAUGGUGGAAGACUGUGAACAAAGACUGUUGGAGCUGCAGUAUUUCAUCGCCCGAGACUGGAAGCUGGAUCCCAUCCUGUACAAGAAAUGUCAGGGUGAUGCCUCCAGGCUCUGCUUUACUCAUGGCUGGAAUGAGACCAAUGAGAUGAUGCCACCCGGGGCCAUAUUCUCCUGCCUGUAUCGUCAUGCUUACCGCUCUGUGGAGCAGGGACGCAGGCUCUCAAGGGACUGUAAGGUGGAGGUUCAUAGGAUUCUCCACCAGAGGGCGCUCGACGUGAAACUGGAUCCUGACCUCCAGUCACGCUGUCUGACUGAUCUGGGGAAGUGGUGCAGUGAGAAGACGGAGGCAGGUCAGGAGCUGGAGUGUCUGCAGGACCAUCUGGAAGACCUGGUGCUGGGAUGCAGAGAAGUGGUGGCAAACCUGACGGAGCUGGAGUCGGAGGAUAUUCAGAUCGAUGCCCUGCUGAUGAGAGCCUGUGACCCCAUCAUCCAGGCUCACUGUCACGAGGUUGCUGAUAAUCAAAUAGACUCUGGUGAUCUGAUGGAGUGUUUGGUUCAGAACAAACACCAGAAGGAGAUGAAUGACAAAUGUGCAGUCGGUGUCACACACUUCCAGCUGAUCCAGAUCAAAGACUUCCAUUUCUCCUACAAGUUCAAAACAGCCUGCAAGGAAGACGUCCUCAAACUAUGUCCCAACAUCAAAAAGAAGGUGGAUGUUGUGAUUUGCCUCAGCACCACUGUCAGGAACGACACACUGCAGGAGGUCAAGGAGCAGCGGGUGUCGGUCAAAUGUCGUAAACAGCUGCGGGUCGAGGAGGUGGAGAUGUCGGAGGACAUCCGCCUGGAGCCAGAACUCUACGACUCCUGCAAGCAGGACAUCAAACAAUUAUGUCAGAAUGUAGCAUUUGGCAAUGCACAGGUGAUCGAGUGUCUGAAGGCGAACAAGCGUCAGUUGUCUUCACGUUGUCACCAGCGGGUCUUUAAGCUGCAGGAGGUGGAGAUGGUUGAUCCUGAGCUGGACUACCAGCUGAUGAAAGUCUGCAAGCACAUGAUCCGGCGUUUCUGUUCAGAGUCGGAGGGAAAAAAUAUUCUUCAGUGUCUAAAACAGAACAAGAACAGUGAGCUGAUGGAUCCCAAAUGUAAACAGAUGAUCACAAAGAGACAGAUCACACAGAAUACAGAUUACAGAUUGAACCCUGUGCUGAGAAAAGCCUGUAAAGCUGACAUCCCCAAGUUCUGUCAGUCUGUUCUGAACAAGGCCACACCAGACAGUGAGCUGGAGGGUCAGGUCAUCUCCUGCCUGAAACUCAAAUAUGCAGACCAGCGUUUGUCGUCGGAUUGUGAGGAUCAGAUUCGGGUCAUUCUUCAAGAGUCGGCGCUGGACUACAGACUGGACCUUCAGCUACAGAUCCAUUGUACACAGGAGAUUUCCCAGCUGUGUCCAGAGGAGGCAGCAGCUCAGGAGCAGACAGGGCAGGUGGAGGAGUGUCUGAAGGUUAACCUCCUGAAAAUCAAACAGGAGGCAUGUAAGAAGGAGGUGCUGAACCUGUUAAAGGAAAGUAAGGCAGACAUCUUUGUGGACCCUGUUCUUCACACAGCCUGUGCUCUGGACAUCAAGCAUCACUGUGCUGCCAUUCCACCUGGCAGGGGGCGCCAGAUGUCAUGUCUCAUGGAGGCACUGCAGGACAAACGCAUCCGGCUCCAGCCAGAGUGUAAGAAGAGACUGCAGGAUCGCAUCGACAUGUGGAGCUAUGCUGCCAAGGUUGCUCCUGCUGAGGGUUUCUCAGAUCUGGCCACGCAGGUGAUGACGUCACCGUCCAAAAACUACAUCCUGACUGUGAUUGCUGCAGGCGUGGCACUGCUUUUCUUAAUGGGUCUGUUCUGUGGACGCAUCACUAAACGUGUCACUCAGGAGCUGAAGGACAGGUAGACCACACUGACUUUGUGGUCAGGACACGCCCACAGGAGAAACGACCAUCGCUGAAACAGGACUCCACCCCUUCCUCUGUGGUUUACCCCUCUGACAGCUCCAGAAAAAACUUCCACCUGCCUCUCCAGUUCUCCUUACCAUGUCUCUUUUAUUUCCACCAGCACUUCCAGUGUUUUCUUGCCUCUUCUUUCGUUGCUGGAAUGAUGUCACUCACAGCCAUGGUGGGCGAGAUGAAAUACUCAUCAGUGGUUCUCUGACAAAGCCGCGCCCACCUGGCGUAUCCUUCUUCUUUUGCUUUACGUUCUCUUUGACGAAGAGCGCUGGUUCGUCUUAACGGUUCCAUCCACGUUCUUCUGCAAGAUGCAGUGUUACCGUUUUUUUCCCUCCUCCUUUUUUACUAAGCCAGGAAGGGAGUUGGACGAGGGGAAGAAGGUAUCACGGGUUGUACAGACUCGGGGUAAAAGGUGAAACCUAACGGGUGAGGGAAGUGAUGAAAAUCUUAGUGUAAAUCUACAGGAAGUGGGAUGGGGAAUUGCUCGUGUAUAGAAUCUACAGUGUGAGUGUGAUGGUGUGUGUGUGUGUGUGAAUGAGAGAGAGUGAGAGAGAGAGCGUGUGAGUUUGUGUGUAGGAAAACUGUCCUUAUGUCAUCAUGUCCUUCUGGUUCGUCCUCCUGCUUCAAUACCUUAUUGGUUGUUUGCCUCUGGAUUUUUUUUUUCCUACUUGUUCAAGUGUAAGAUGAAUUUUAUCGCCAUGGGACUGCCAGGUGGGUGGUGCACCAGCCAACCCUCCACCAAGCCGCACAGAUACGGAAAAAUAUUUUAUGGGGGGGAGGCUCACAACCACUCCCAACUUGCUUUGCUGUAAGCUCCUCCUGCAAUGGUAUUAAUUGUGGAUAAAAAUUUUAUAUAAACAUGUAUAUGUAGUUAAAAACAGCAGACCUGGCAAUUUCACUUCCCCUUUAAUGCCGCCCAUUAGUUUUUAAUUUAGUUUUAUUAUCUCGCAGCCAAACCUGUGCCAUAGACUGAUGUCGCCGUCCCAGCAUUUGGACUAGGUGCUGCUCUGAUGAUGGUGUCAGUGGUGGUGUCAGUGGUUGGUACAUGAAGCUGAGAGCACUGCAGGAAAAAAGUUAACAAAAAAAUAUACAGUAUAUAUAUAUCCAUUACAACAGAGAUGUGAACAUUUGUGUAAAGAUGAUACUGGAAUCCUUGCACAUUUUUCUUUUUAUAUAAAUAUGUGUAUUGUUUUGUUCUCGCCUUAUUUAUUGUCUAUCAAUGAACAAUUUUUUUUUUUUUUUUUUUUGCCUUUUUAAAGUGAUUUGAAUGUUCUCUGGUUGCCUUUUCUUCCAGGUGAGCAUGUGUUUCUCUAGUCUGCCUGGGGUCAGAGGGCAUUGUGAGGCAAAUUUCUACUGUGUCAGUUUCAGUGAGCAGCAUGGUGUUACAUGGUUGCUAGCACAGUGAUCAUCUGAAGCAACAAAGACAGACUGAGCUCUGUGAUGUGUUGAUCUUUGACCUGAGGGGUUGAACAAAGCGCUGCCCUCCCUGCUGAUAAACAAAGCAUUCUGAUUGGCUCAUUUGCCUUUGCGCCAUUUUCUUUUUCUCCUUCCUCCAUCUGAAGUCUGUUAAAUAAAGUGUGCCUAAAUGCCGUCCCAUGGAGGGAUCCCACUGUACAGUACAUCCCAGAAUCCUCUGUCAUCCACCUGAGGGUCAUUUGGGCAUGUGUGUGUGUGUGUGUGUGUCUGAGUGUGAUAUAUGACGUGCGUCUGGGUUUUGCCCACAGAUUUCGGACCACACGUGCGUCUCAGCGGAACGCUUAUUUCUAUAUGGUUCCUCGCAGCUCUCGUUGUCCUGACCAAUGAUGACUAGAACGUUUUAAGUCUGUGAUGAGGAAAGAUCUUUUGUAAACAAUAUUUUUGUGUGUCUGAGUCCAGUGAUUUCCUUCAUCGUCUGAUUUCAUUUUAUUCUCUGUACACUUUUUGUUCUGUACAGAUGAAAGUUGAACAUUUUGUUAAUAAUGAUGAUGAUGAUAAUAAAGUCUGCAAGGUUUUUAUUCCAC